UGCAAGCCACCGCUGUGUCUCCGAGGCUCAAUCAAUACAACAGGAAUAACGAUUCCCUUGUUGAGGAGGAACGAGGAGUCUGACCUUUUCUUUAUUUUAUGUCUGUUUUAUUUUGUUUGCAGAACCCCGUGACUUAUAGAUGGGAAUUCCAUGUUGUCGCCACUUCUGCUUGUAAUUCCUUAAUUAUGCAUUGUUGGUAGUUUUUCCCCCACAGAGGACUUCAGCGUGAUCUCGUGACAGGUGGGCUCAAUUGUCCCCACCAUUGGUGCUCUUCCCCCUCGCCUUCUAGCUGCAUAAUGAGUCGUCUGAGCCGCUCAUCAUGAAAUGGAGUAAUGCGCAGGAACCCGUUCACCGCCGACGUGUGCUGUCGCAAAGGUUCUCGCAAUGCGUUGCAGGAGCUCUACAACCCAACACAGUCGGAGUACUCCGCCACAGCGGUCCUGCACCAGACGAGACGAGACCAGGUGGCCGAGGCGUGCCGGGCCCACAGCGCCACCAGUCGCAAGCGGCGCGUGCUGACCCCCGGUGACCUCAAGCACCUGGUGGUGGAUGAACACCACGAGAUGAUCUAUUGCUACGUGCCCAAAGUGGCCUGCACCAAUUGGAAGCGGGUGAUGAUGGUGCUGACGGGGCAGGGAAAGUACACUGAUCCCAUGGAGAUCCCAUCCAACGAGGCGCACGUGCCCUCGAACCUGAAGACGCUGAACCAGUACAGCAUUCCGGAAAUCAAUUACCGGCUCAAGAGCUACCUCAAGUUCCUGUUUGUGCGCGAGCCCUUUGAGAGGCUUGUGUCGGCCUACCGGAACAAGUUCACGCUCAAGUACAACACCUCCUUCCACAAGCGCUUUGGCACCAAGAUCGUGCGUCGCUACCGUAAGAACGCCACUCAGGAAUCCCUGCAGAGCGGCACCGACGUAAAGUUCCAGGAAUUUGCCGACUACCUGGUGGACCCGGCCACUCAGCGGGAGGGCCCGCUCAACGAGCACUGGCAGACGGUCUUUUCUUUGUGUCACCCCUGCCAUAUCCACUAUGACCUGGUGGGCAAGUACGAAACCCUGGAAGAGGACGCCAACUAUGUCCUCCGGCUGGCCGGGGUGAGCAACUACCUGCGGUUCCCCACGUACGCCAAGUCCACCCGCACCACCGACCAGAUGGCGGCCGAGUUCUUCCACAACGUCAGCUCCCAGCAGCAGGCACAGCUCUACCAGCUGUACAAGAUGGACUUCCUCAUGUUCAACUACUCUAUACCCAGCUACCUGAAGAUGGAAUAAAGGACUGGGAUCUAUUUAAAUACAAACUAAUAAUAAUAAUAAGACUUUUCAAGUGUCAUUUAGGCAGGGGUUCCACUAAAACACGACUCAGAUCCGUGGGAGGGUACAAGGUGCCAAGUGGACGUGGGCGUUUUCCACCCAACAGAGUUUCUUCUAGGACUGGACUGUGAUCCACAGAAGCCUGUGAGGUGCAGACUGGUCAUAAUGUAAUACUUAACAAAUGUGGCUUCCGGGCACUGGGAGAGUUUGGGAGGGAAGGGGCUUGUACCAUUAUUUUGCUUUGUGUUAUUAAAAAAAAGUGAUUUACUCUUAACUAAAGAGUUCUCCGCUGCUGCUGCCGCUACCCGAACUUUCUCCUCGGCUCAUUCGUGCCACUGACGAACACAGCCGCCCAGCGGUAGUUUCAGUGUUCUCAAAAGUUUGUCGCAUCAGUCUGUAGUUGUGUGAGGUGUGCUGUAAGACUGAGGUCAUCAAACUGGUUUUCUCACUCAAAGCGGUAACGGCAUGCAUCUCGCACGAGAUCCUCCGAACGAAUUCCUUACGGCAGACACGCAGCACCCUUGUCGCUGCAUCCGGAGCACUUUCGUCCCAGAACUACGGGAGAGCCCAAAACGCUCCGCGUUCUCCCCAGACAACAGCCUGUAACUGGUAAAUUUUGGGAUUGACAGGAAGCACAAAGCUGGGAUGAGCCCAAAAGCCCUUUCCCCAGAGCGGGGCUGGACCCUCUGCCUGCCCGUACGUGAAGAUCAGAGCCACAGAUGUAUGCAGAAGACCGUGGGCCCUGUAAGGGGUGGGUGUUUUUGGAGGCUCCUCCCACUGGUUUGAUUGCAUCAUGGGGGCGUGGCCUCCAUAGUGACUGAGGAUUUGUGAAACUUGCUGAGGCUUUAGACCUAGGAUCCCUGC
This is a messenger RNA of Scleropages formosus (Asian bonytongue), 2174 nucleotides long. RefSeq names its product carbohydrate (chondroitin 4) sulfotransferase 11 (gene chst11). Gene Ontology annotation, cellular component: membrane. Gene Ontology annotation, molecular function: sulfotransferase activity. Lineage: Eukaryota; Metazoa; Chordata; Actinopteri; Osteoglossiformes; Osteoglossidae. Bases 333 to 1271 code for a protein of 312 amino acids. Gene Ontology annotation, biological process: carbohydrate biosynthetic process; proteoglycan biosynthetic process. The record is from RefSeq and is a predicted model, not a curated record. The transcript is spliced from 3 exons.